CGCGCGAAUAUUAAAUCUGUGUUGCUGAGCUGCGCUGCCUAGGAUUUUCUGGUCUUUUUUUUUUACUGUUUCCUUAAACUUCUAAAGAUGUCUAGGAAACGUGGACUAAGUUUGGACGAGAAACGGCAGAGGAUGCAAGAGAUAUUCUUUGAAAAGAAAGGUGUUUUCCAGCUAAAAGAAAUUGAGAAAAUAGCUCCCAAGGAAAAGGGUAUAACACCUAUGGCAGUCAAAGAUGUGCUUCAGAGUCUUGUAGAUGAUGGAUUGGUGGACUCAGAUAGGAUAGGAACCUCUAAUUACUACUGGGCCUUCCCAAGUAAGGCCAGUCAAGUGAGGAAGAGGAAAAUUCAAGAUCUAACCAAAGCCUUAGAUGAAAGUGAAAAGAAGCGGAUAGCUUUAGAGAAAACUGCAGCCAAGUCAACAGUCGGUAAAGAGGAAUCAGAUGAGAGGGGGGAGCUUCUAAAGGUCUUAUCCGAAAAGGAGACAGAUAACGGCAGGUUAGAUGCAGAGCUAGAGCGAUUCAGAGAAUGUGACCCGGAAGUAAUCGAGGAGGUCAAGGCAGAGGCAGCGGUUGCCAAGGAAGCAACAAACAGAUGGACAGACAAUGUAUUCUCUAUCAAGUCGUGGUGCAAGAAGAAAUUCAGUUUGGAGGAGAAAUUACUUGACAAACAGUUUGGAAUCCCUGAAGACUUUGAUUACUUGGACUGAGUAAGAUCUUUAUCAGGUGACAAUGCUGGACUGAGCAUUGUACAUAAUCCGUUUCGGAACCCCAGAGGAGUAUGGACCGAGUAUGAUGAUCAUUGAGUGAACAGACUGUACUUUGUAAGAACAAUUUGGAACCCUUGAACCCUCAGAUAUGGUGCAUAAGCAGCCUCCCCCAAAAAAAGCCUUGGCAGUUUUGUACGUGUAAAUAAAUGGCAACUGCAUUUAACAAAGUUCCAAAGCGUAUUCACUGAGCUCUGCGUUAUAAGAUACAGAAAUGUGAAAUAUUUUACAGCUUAAUUCAUGAAAAGAAAGAUGAUACAGUUUCGCCAUGUCAUAUCUGAACGAGAUUGCCUCUCAGUGUGUACCUCAUCAGGUAACCUAGUAGAUGGGCCACUCUACAAAGAUUUUGGAAUCCCCGAUGACCUUGAGUCGUUUGACCAAGUAUGAUGAUCAUCAUCAGGACACAAGGGACUCACCAUCAAACAGUGUGGAUACAUGAAGAUUAAUAUUAUUAUCUGGAUUAAAUCUUCGCCAUGUCACAUGGGGCAGGCCAUUUUACAAACAGUUUGAAAUCCCUAAACAACUGUGAUAGUUUGGACUCGGUACGAUUCUCACAGGCUAAUGAUUGCCUCAUCAAUGUACAGAUUGUUUGGAAAAAUAAAAUAAAAUGAUCAUCGUGUCGCUAGAUGUGGACUGUCCAUUGUACAGUUUGAAAUCCAUGCAACAAUAUGGAAAGUAAUGUCAUUUUCUAGACAAAAUGAAAAUUGUUCUGGUUAGCAGCUCAAAUGAAAUACCUGUCAACUGCUUGAUGUUAUCAGUCCAUGUUCUUGUUGGUCUACCCCUCUUUCUUCUUCCAUCAGUUCCUUCUUGCAAGAUGAUGUUUGUCAAACAAAUCUUCCAUCUAGUUAUUACAUUCCCAAAACACUGUAGCUAUCUUCGUUUCACAAUUGUGUUGAAGUGAUCAUGUUCACUUAUAUAACUUUCCAUUAUCUCUCUCACUUUCUUGUUGUCACACUAGGAAUGUCUAUACAGUGUUCUUAUUCUGAUGUUUGUUUAAGUACAGUAAUUCCGUCACCUCCGUGGAUGUACAAUUAGAGUAUGUACCUGUGUUAUCAUGAAAUGUUUGUAUGUUUAUAUCGGCAUGCCAGUCAGAGUCUAUCCAUCUAACUUCAUGGAGAUUCGAUACACGAAAUUAUCUACUAAAUGUGAAUAUGUAAAUGUUACAAAUGUAUUCUAGAAUAAAUCUAUAUGCCAUCCCGGUAUACAAAAUGG
Molecule: messenger RNA, 1974 nt
Organism: Strongylocentrotus purpuratus (purple sea urchin)
Lineage: Eukaryota; Metazoa; Echinodermata; Echinoidea; Camarodonta; Strongylocentrotidae
Gene: mnd1
Product: meiotic nuclear division protein 1 homolog
Exons: 7
Coding region: 88-705 (205 amino acids)
Biological process (GO): reciprocal meiotic recombination
Cellular component (GO): nucleus
Molecular function (GO): double-stranded DNA binding
Source: RefSeq, a predicted model, not a curated record